Cheilinus undulatus (humphead wrasse) is the source of this 2926-nucleotide messenger RNA. It is a transcript of the gene scoca, whose product is annotated as short coiled-coil protein a. The coding region runs from base 78 to 452 and encodes 124 amino acids. Lineage: Eukaryota; Metazoa; Chordata; Actinopteri; Labriformes; Labridae. The record is from RefSeq and is a predicted model, not a curated record. The transcript is spliced from 4 exons. Gene Ontology annotation, cellular component: trans-Golgi network.
AGAGAAAGUUUAAAACUCUGACAGUAAUCGAUGACUCUGUGAGGUUGAGACAAAAGGAAGCAAGGCUGGAGGAAGAAAUGGAGGCUCAGAUCAUUGAGGCUGAAGUAGACGAGGAUGAUGGGACGUUCAUCAACAUCUCUCUGGCAGAUGACACAGUAGACGGUGGACCUGCAGCCCUGUAUACUAAACAGGAGAACGAGCUUUUCAUCAUGAACUGCGACAUAGAUGGAGACAUGGAGAACCAGGUGGAGAUGGAGGAGAAGACGAGGUUAAUAAAUCAAGUUUUGGAACUUCAGCACACACUUGAAGAUCUUUCUGCAAGAGUCGAUGCAGUCAAGGAAGAGAACCUGAAGUUAAAAUCAGAGAACCAGGUCCUGGGCCAGUACAUUGAGAACCUCAUGUCUGCCUCCAGCGUCUUCCAGACCACUGACACCAAGAGCAAACGGAAGUGAGGUACCUUCAGGAUGGAGAAAGCUGGAGUGCUCUCCAAACAGCCGAGAGAGGAAAACCCACCAUGGAGAUGUGGAGAGUGUUGUUUUGUUAACAGACCUGGGUGUUUUUUAUCCUCAGAGCUUCCUUACCUGAGCAGAAACUUACAGUUUAACAAUUAAAACAAUAAACUGACUCUACUGACCAUACGUCAUAUAUAACCGUCCAGUAGGGUCAGAAAAAAAUAAAUUUAAUGUUAAUUUAACCCAGGUAUGUUCUGCAGCAGCUUCCUCUCCACACUGCAGAUGAGGUAGACAUCACCCUUUAAUCACUUCAGCUAAAACAGAACCAGUGUAUAAAGUGGUUAAGGGUCAUUUUUACCUCAAGUUUCCUCAUAAUGGUCCCUGGCAAAGUAGAUUCUGUAAAAUAACCCUUAACCCUAUUUAACUUACUUGGUUUUCCCAACGUUCAGUGUGUUUCUAUCCCAAACUGACAAGUUUGGGGGCAAAAACAACCCUUAAAAUAUUACAGUGUUUGAACCUGAACCUCAAUUUCAAGUCUAGUUAAUGUUAUUUAUUUAUUUUUGUAACAUUUUUUUUCUACGUCAGCUGGAUCUGAGUUUUCGGCUGGGUUUGGAUGUCAUUAUGUAUAUGUAAAUCUUGACUCUAUUCCUCCAUUUAAACAGACAAAGUGAACAGUAUUACUGAGAAUGAUACAGGUAUUUGGAUCACAUGUAUGAGAAGUAAUUUUUCUCCCAAAUGGGCUUUUUCUUUUGUUUAGUGGGCUUGCAUAUUUCAUAAAAUGCCUCCUGUUAGUAGUCAGUGAAUUGCAGAUAGUGUAGAGAUACUUAGAAAUAGAUACCCUAUCACUUCUAGGUGGAUGCAAGAUUUUGGAAACUGUUGAACCUAAUAUUCCAGUUAAAAUCAGAAAAGGAGCCAUAUCUAUCAUAAAUAGAGAAAGUGGUCUCCAAGCAUCCAUUACUGGGAACAUUCUAAACUAAUAAUACAAAUUUUUACUUGUAACUAAUGUUUCCUUCUUGUUUAAAGAAAUUUUUAACUUUUUAAAGAAUUAAAAGAACAUUUUUCAAUGACACCCCUGGUACAAACUAAAUUAACUCGUAUGGGUCUGAUGCUGCAGAUCUACUAAAUAAUAUAUUGUUGUUGUUUAUUUGGCUGGGCAGUUUAUUAAUCUCUCUGGGCAUGCAUCCCAAAAGUAUGGGAACCCUUAAAUGCCAUGAAAGACAGAAACAGUAAAGAAAGAACUUUUUAGAUGUUUUGUUGCACAAUGUGUGUUAUGCACUUGUGCAACGAAACAUCUCAAAUGUUGUUUUAGCGUCUUCUGGAUGCAGUCUGAGUUUUCUGAUUAAGUUUAGAUGAUAACUUGUAUUUUUUUCAUGUCUUCUAGCAUGUUGCUCACAUAUUUCAUGUUACGACUACAAAAGCAAUUUGAAAAAAAGUUGAAAGUUUCACUAAACAAGAGAAGAUCUUACCUGAAGACGUUUAAACCUUUUUUGAAGAUUUUAAAUUGUUAAAUGCCACAUUUGCUGAAACAUUAAGCCUGUUAAAAUAUAUUUACAAAGAUGGUCAUUUCAUCUUUUAUGUUUAUGCCACAUAAGAUGAUUCAAGCAGACAGAACCACUUUUGGCAUGUCAACAAAUAGAUGUUGAUUACUUUUCCAGCAUCAGUUAACAAAUUGGAAUUUUAGACUAGGUUUAAAAAAUGUCAAUGUAAGUGCAGCUUGUGUGCCGAAAAAAACUAAAACUGGGGCAGUUAUCACGGAAAUCUGGAGUUUAUAAUAUCAGUGAUAUGGUAUGCAAUUGUUUAAUUUUUUUUUUUUUUAGUACUUACUUUUGACACAAGUGAUUAUUCGGGGCCCUUUCCCUGCAUCCUUUAAUAAACGAGUGCUAUGGCCCAAACUGUAGUAAGUGAAAAAGAUGGCAGGGCUAUAAAUGCACGAGAAAGACCCUGCAUGCAAAACAACGCAGUAAAUAGGCGUUGAGUGCUAUUGAUCCACUCAGCCAGGCCUGGAAUCCAUCACCUGAUGGAGAAUGGGUCUGACUGUAAACUGUGCUGAUGUGUUCAGUGUGCAGCAGAGUGAGGGUGUGUCCUCCAAUGCUGCUGUCUCAUACAGAAUAAGAAAGGACUGAAGAUGGAAGUAUGAGAAGACAAAUUCUUAAUUGGAAAAGGUUCAUGUUCCCUUUAAACUGAAGUAUUCUCUUCUGUAAUGUCUUUUGAAAGUUGUGAUUCGUAAGUUAAGAUCAUGUGACUGUGGUGCUGUCAAAAAGGUAGGAGCUGGCUAUGUUGUGAGGCUACAAACUGUAUAUGCUGUAAUUUAUUGAGGUAAUUUUAAUAUUUUUAACAGUUGUACAAUAGUAUUGCAUUGAUUUCUUCCUGGCAUGCUGAAUAUGCACCAUCUACACACACCCUGGUACCAACUGUUCUGUGUGUAGACACUGCACCUUUGCCUUUAAACUUCUUUGGUUUUAAUAAAACCCUAA